GUUUGUAAAAUUCUUUUAAAUUUACUUUCAAAAGAAAUUAUUGUAAAUAACUAGUGAUUAAUACAUUUGUAUAAAUAAUUUGCAAGGUUGAAUCUCUCUUACUGACUUAUUUGACUAUAAAAUAACCAUCUAACCAGCAAUUCAGCAUCAGUUCUCUUCAAAGUCUUGCCUUACCUACACAAACAAUUCAAAACCAUGAAGUUCCUCAUUCUGACUCUCGCCUCUCUGGCCCUCGCGGUUUCGGCCCAACUCCAGCACAACGGUUCCUGGGGCACCCGCGGGCCGCAGGACGUCCUACUGUUCCGGGACAACGUCGUCGCCAAGUCCAAGUGGCUCCGGGUCAACAAAGUGGACCUCAGCUACCCGCAGAGGGGUCAAAACGGAGGCACCAUCACCGCCAUCAACGUGUACGACGGGUCCACCAACGGGAAGGGGGGCUAUGCCAAGAUCAAGGCCGGCGGCGUGGGCCAAAACAACGUCACCAUCCGGUUCAAGUCCCAGCGGGGCAAGGCGAUGAACUUUACGGUGGAGAUUUACGGGCAGAAGUAAGGGGGGGAGGUGUAAAGUGUGAAGAAAAAUCCGUAAAUUGAUUUGUAACAUUAUUUUGUAAUUCCAGAGUAUUUUUUUAAGUCAAUAAACCUAAUUAUCAGUGUAUGGCUUUUUGGGUGUUUUUGAAACCACCUUGAGUAAGGGUUAUUCAAAACGCUCAAAAAGCAAAAAAAAUGAUUCAUUGACUCAAAAACAAUACUCCAGAAUUAUAACUUUCAUUUUUCAAAAAAAAAAAAUAAAAAAAAAUUCACCCAAAUAUGAAAAAAUCAAAAAAAGUUUUCCCAAUACUUUUGCUGAGAAAAUGUUCAACAAUAUAUAUGUAUCUCAAAAUAAUAAAAAACCUUAAUUAAAACUUCCUCAAAAAGAAUUAGGAUUUAAUAAAUUAAAGGCAC
Culex pipiens pallens (northern house mosquito) is the source of this 941-nucleotide messenger RNA. Its product is annotated as probable salivary secreted peptide. NCBI's taxonomy places the organism in Eukaryota, Metazoa, Arthropoda, Insecta, Diptera, Culicidae. The transcript is spliced from 2 exons. The record is from RefSeq and is a predicted model, not a curated record. The coding region runs from base 196 to 549 and encodes 117 amino acids.